AUGCCGAAAGCAGUUCUGACUCACUUUUCUCCUUAUCUGGAGGAUUGCCUACCGCCGACAGACAAGCAAAAUGUCAACCGCAAAGGCUGCGACGGAGCAACCUAUGUUACCAUUUACGGCGGCGUCAAGGCAGCUUACAUUUUAAUUUGUCAGUGGAUGCUGGCCUCCUGCAAAAACCAAAGUAUCCAACGAAUCGAGCGCCUUGGAUUCGCACAAUACGCCAGACUCCACGAAGCCGCGACUCUUCUCGAUAUCCCGCGGAUUAAGAAUGACAUGGUCAAUCGCAUGGACAAGAUGUCUAAAAGCCAAAUCCCCGUACAAGACGUCAGGGUCAUUUACGCAAACUUUCCAAAGGACUCUUUGCCACGUCAGAUCGUAAUCCGUAGCAUCGGAGACGCCGUGUUCGAACGUCGUUUGCGCCGGUGGGAUUUGUACAAGGAGUUCAAAUUGGAGUGCGUCGAGUACGACAAUGAUAUUUAUGAUUACACGGAGCAAAGAAGACAAGCGAUCCAGGACGCCGAGUUGGCAAACAAAAAAGGCCAAAAGGCAAGACGGAGGAAGAGCGGUGAACACACGAAAGGGUCCAAUGAUAAGGUUGAGGAGCCUACUCAGGUGGUUACCAAGACUGUGAAAGGUGUCGUGGCUCGCAAGGGCCGUGGAGCUCAACCGACCUACGUUCGCAUCGGGCUUAAUGAUUUUGGUGUCUCGAACCAGCAUUAUGCCGGUAAUGUUAGACGCACGUAG
Molecule: messenger RNA, 744 nt
Organism: Uncinocarpus reesii 1704
Lineage: Eukaryota; Fungi; Ascomycota; Eurotiomycetes; Onygenales; Onygenaceae
Exons: 1
Coding region: 1-744 (247 amino acids)
Source: RefSeq, a predicted model, not a curated record